AUGUCAUUGAUAAAAAUAUUUGAAGAUUUACCCAAGAAUAUUGAUAUUUCUAAAUAUUUACAAAAUGAUGGACAUAAAAUCAUUGCCACUACAAAAGUGAAAGAUAGUAUUUCAAAUACAUCUGAAUAUUCUGAAGCAAGUACUAAUUUACAAUAUAAUCUGUCAACCAGCGACACUUCUUCAGUAUUAAGAGUGACAGAUAAUAUGCUUACAAGUUCAUUAGUUACCAGAAUAAAAAGAAAAACUUUUAUUGGAGACUUUAAUGAAAAUGAUUUAGAUAGUCCUAGAAAAAGAAAAAAUAUUGAAUUACCUCACAGAGAACAUUUAAUAAGUACAAGCGUAGAAUAAAGAGUCUAGAAAAUCGAAAUCAGUACCUGAGAAAUAAAAUGAAAAAUAUUGAGCAGUUGGAUUGACAGAAAACUAACAACAUUUCUGAUGAAUAUAACUCAAUGUUAAAGGUAUUAUUUCCUAAAUACGAUUAAUAAUAUUAUAUUAUUAUGUUAUGUGGUAAUUUAGUUGUAUAUCAGUAUAUGUAUUUUUUAAUGUAAUGUAUCAUGUUGUUCUAUGUUUAGUGUUUACUGAGUUAAUAUUGAUAGUUAAAUAAAUUUUAUUUUAACCAACAUUUUUGAAUUUGCACUUAGUAUGUGCUUUAAAUGUAAAUAUGAUUUAACUU
Molecule: messenger RNA, 673 nt
Organism: Rhopalosiphum padi (bird cherry-oat aphid)
Lineage: Eukaryota; Metazoa; Arthropoda; Insecta; Hemiptera; Aphididae
Exons: 4
Coding region: 1-348 (115 amino acids)
Source: RefSeq, a predicted model, not a curated record